ACAGGCGUCCCGACCCCGCCUCCUCCCCCUCUCCUGGCUUGUUGCUCUCGGGCGGUCCUUCGGUCUGGAAACCUGUGAUGAGAGUUUUAAUAAUGGCGUGGGAGCGGCCGGGGGUAGCUGCGCUCUACCCAGGUCUGGGACCGGAAACCCACCUUUAAACAUUCAAGAGGAAUUUAUCAGCAAUUUAAAAAAAAAAAAAAGAAAAAAAAAAGAAAAGGAAAGCUGUUUAACGGUUGUUGUAAUGUUACCACACACAGUAAAUCGCUGAGAGCCCGCUCUGCAAACUGUGAAACUACUGGAUUGCCUCUGGAAGUGCUCGGUCAUGUCGUUACUGUGCGUCAGAGUGAAAAAAGCCAAGCUCCAGGGACCACCAGAUAAGUUCAACACCUAUGUGACGCUGAAGGUGCAGAAUGUUAAAAGCACAACUAUCACUGUGCGUGGGGACCAGCCCUGCUGGGAGCAAGAUUUCAUGUUUGAGAUCAACCGGCUGGACCUCGGCCUUAUUGUUGAAGUGUGGAACAAAGGGCUCAUCUGGGACACCAUGGUGGGAACUGCAUGGAUUCCAUUAAAAAGCAUCCAACAGUCAGAGGAGGAGGGCUCAGGUGAGUGGCUUUUCCUGGAUGCAGAGGUCCUGAUGAAAGCUGAUGAGAUAUAUGGCACCAAGAACCCGACGCCUCAUCGAGUCCUGCUGGAUACUCGUUUCGAACUGCCUUUUGACAUUCCAGAUGAUGAGGCGCAGUAUUGGACAGGCAAGCUGGAGCGCAUCAACAGAAUGGGAAUCCAUGACGAGUACCCUCUUCAGGAAGAUGUUCAGAGUCAGCCAUUACCAUUUGCAGCUUCCCAGUGCUGCAACUAUUUCGGAUGGGCCGACUCACUGACUUUGGACGACCAGGACAGUGCUGUGGAUGACCGGGAUAGCGAUUACCGCAGUGAGACCAGUAACAGUUUGCCUCCACGUUACCACACAACUGCUCAACCCAACUCGUCUAUGCACCAGUACCCGAUGGGGCCUCGGCCACAGCAUCGCCCAGAUGGCUGCACAGACUCUGUCCACAGUUUUGACCUGGACUACAGAGACCAGAGAGGAAGCAGUCCAGUGGAAAGUAGUCGCUUUGGGUCAUCAGGAAACCUUAGCCAGACCAGCUCCCAGCUUAGUGAGACUGGCCACGAGAGCACUGGAGGGUCAGAAAUGGAGGAGUCCUUCCACUCCUUCCAUAGUACUGGUUUUCACCCUUCUACUAAUGGGCAGCCACGCACAAAUAGUCAUCCCGCCACCAAUGGACAUUCUGCAGUCAGUGAGCGGGAGACAGAUAGGCUGUCCCCUGAAGUAGGACAUGGCUUGAAAACUGAUGCUCCAGCAGAGAGAGGAUCCCCUAAACUCCAAAGAUUCCAUGAUGAUGGACCACCAUUACCCUUUUCCCAGUCCAGACUCAAUUGGAUGAAGGCCAUCACUAAAGUCAGAGUUCAACUCCGGGAGGUUCGAGAUGUCGAACCCAGUACUCGACAGGCGUGGGUCAAAGCAGGUGGAGGAUCUGGUCUGUAUGGAAUUGACAGUAUGCCAGAUCUGCGUAAAAAGAAGCCUAUCCCAUUGGUCAGCGAUGUGGCUAUGUCCCUUGUCCAAGCCAGGAAGGCAGGGAUCGCAUCUGCGAUGGCUGCUCGAUCAUCAAUCAAGGACGAGGAACUGAAAAAUCAUGUGUACAAGAAGACCCUGCAGGCUCUUAUCUACCCCAUAUCUUGCACUACACCGCAUAACUUCGAGGUGUGGACAGCAACUACACCUACAUACUGCUACGAGUGUGAGGGGCUGCUGUGGGGAAUCGCACGCCAAGGCAUGCGUUGCUCUGAGUGUGGGGUCAAGUGCCAUGAAAAGUGCCAAGAAUUACUCAAUGCGGACUGUCUGCAGCGUGCUGCGGAAAAGAGCUCUAAACAUGGAGCUGAAGACCGCACUCAAAAUAUCAUCAUGGCCAUGAAGGACAGGAUGAAGAUCAGGGAGAGGAACAAACCAGAAAUCUUUGAGCUGAUCAGAGAAGUGUUUACCAUCAGCAAAGCCAUUCAUGCACAGCAGAUGAAGACCAUCAAACAAAGUGUAUUAGAUGGGACCUCAAAGUGGUCAGCCAAGAUCACCAUCACAGUUGUUUGUGCCCAAGGACUUCAGGCAAAAGACAAGACAGGAUCCAGUGAUCCAUAUGUCACUGUUCAGGUGGGCAAGACCAAAAAGAGAACAAAGACCAUCUAUGGCAACCUCAAUCCAGUCUGGGAGGAAAAGUUCCACUUUGAGUGCCACAAUUCUUCAGACCGGAUCAAAGUGCGAGUGUGGGACGAAGAUGAUGACAUCAAGUCCAGGGUGAAGCAGCGUCUGAAGAGGGAGUCUGAUGAUUUCCUGGGCCAGAGUAUCAUUGAAGUCCGUACGCUGAGCGGAGAAAUGGAUGUCUGGUACAACCUGGAGAAGAGGACAGACAAAUCAGCUGUCUCAGGUGCCAUUCGCCUCCAAAUCAAUGUGGAGAUCAAAGGAGAGGAGAAAGUGGCUCCUUAUCACAUGCAAUACACUUGUUUGCAUGAGAACGUGUUCCACCAUUCAACCGAUGUGCUCGGUCAAGGUGUGGUAAAAAUCCCAGAGGCUCGUGGAGACGAUUCUUGGAAAGUAUACUUCGAUGAUGUGGGACAAGAAACAGUGGAUGAGUUUGCCAUGCGCUAUGGGAUUGAGUCAAUCUACCAGGCCAUGACGCACUUUGCUUGUCUGUCUUCUAAGUACAUGUGUCCUGGAGUUCCUGCGGUGAUGAGUACCCUGCUGGCCAAUAUCAAUGCCUUCUACGCCCACACAACAGCCUCCACCAAUGUGUCCGCCUCCGACCGCUUUGCCGCUUCCAAUUUUGGGAAAGAACGUUUUGUCAAGCUCUUAGACCAGCUGCACAACUCCCUACGCAUUGACCUUUCUAGUUAUAGGAAUCACUUCCCUGCCAGCAGCAAGGAUCGCCUGCAAGAUCUGAAAUCCACUGUGGACCUUCUAACCAGCAUCACCUUUUUCAGGAUGAAGGUCCAAGAGCUACAGUCUCCGCCCAGAGCCAGUCAGGUUGUGAGGGAUUGUGUCAAAGCUUGUCUCAACUCUACAUAUGACUACAUUUUCAAUAACUGCCACGAGUUAUACAGCAGACAGUACCAGCCUGUGGACAUAAACAAGGAGGAGCUGCCUCUGGAGGAGCAAGGUCCAAGCAUCAAGAAUUUGGACUUCUGGCCCAAACUCAUCAUGCUUAUUGUCUCCAUCAUUGAAGAGGACAGAAACUCCUACACACCUGUACUGAACCAGUUCCCUCAAGAACUCAGUGUAGGAAAGGUGUCAGCAGAGGUCAUGUGGACACUGUUUGCACAGGAUAUGAAGUAUGCCAUGGAAGAGCAUGAGAAGCACAGACUAUGUAAGAGCACAGACUACAUGAACCUGCACUUCAAGGUCAAGUGGCUCUAUAAUGAAUAUGUCAAGGAGCUGCCAGUCUUUAAGGGCGUUAUUCCUGACUACCCAUCAUGGUUUGUGCAGUUUGUCCUGCAGUGGUUGGACGAAAAUGAGGAAGUCUCUAUGGAAUUUAUGCAUGGAGCCCUGGAGAGAGACAAAAAGGAUGGAUUCCAGCAGACAUCUGAGCAUGCUCUGUUCUCCUGCUCUGUGGUGGACAUCUUCACCCAGCUCAACCAGAGCUUUGAGAUCAUCAAGAAACUGGAAUGUCCUGAUCCUAGCGUCAUGGCUCAGUAUAGUCGCCGCUUUUCCAAGACAAUUGCCAAAGUUCUUCUGCAGUACAGUGCCAUUCUGACCAAGAGUUUUCCUUCUUACAUUGACAAGGAGAAGAUUCCCUGUGUCCUAAUGAAUAAUGUUCAGCAGUUAAGGAUCCAACUGGAAAAGAUGUUUGAGUCAAUGGGUGCCAAACAGAUUGCAACAGAAGAAGCGCAGCUAAAUGAAAUCAUAGAAGAGGAUGAGGAGGAGGCAGAAGAGGAGCAGGUUGCAACUGAGGAUGAAGCCAAGCCUCCAUCUGAAGUGGAGAAGAUGGAUGCACCAGUAGAAAAGACUGAAAAUUCAUUUGAAGACAAAAAGAUGGACACAGAAGCUUGUGACUUGCUGAAUGACCUGCAGGUGAGGCUGAACAACGUGCUGGAUGAUCUAAGCAGAACCUUUGGGAACAGCUUUCAGAGUCGCAUCAAUGAGUGUAUGCGGCAGAUGGCAUCUUUGCUGUACCAGAUCAAAGGACCGGCCAAUGCCAACAACACAAACCAGGUCGAGGCUGACUCUGACAACAUGCUGCGGCCGCUCAUGGACUUCCUGGAUGGAAAACUGACGCUCUUCGCCACUGUAUGCGAGAAGACCGUAUUGAAGCGUGUGCUCAAGGAGCUUUGGAGGAUCGUAAUGACCAGCCUGGAAAAAACUAUUGUCCUGCCCCAGGGCAAUGAUACCUUUGGAGCACAGAUUCUCUCAGCUGCAAAAGAACUGGGUCAGCUCUCCAAACUCAAGGAUCACAUGGCAGGGGAGGCUAAAAGCCUGUCUCCCCGGCAGUGUGCUGUCAUGGAUGUGGCACUGGACACAAUUAAGCAAUAUUUCCAUGCAGGAGGGAACGGGCUUAAGAAGGCAUUCCUGGAGAAGAGUCCUGAGCUGUCCUCACUGCGCCACGCUCUCUCCCUCUAUACUCAGACAACAGACACGCUUAUCAAGACGUUUGUGACCACACAGCAUGCACAAGUGCACAAUGGAAAGGGUAUUAGGUUAACUCCCAAUGAAAAAAUACAACCCAGCAGGGGCUCAGGUGUGGACAAGCCCAUUGGAGAGGUGUGUAUCCACGUUGAGCUUUACACUCAUCCAAAGAGUGGAGAGCGGAAAGUUACUGUUAAAGUUGUGGGGGCCAGUGACGUAAAAUGGCAGACGUCUGGGAUGUUCAGACCCUUUGUGGAGAUCACCAUGAUCGGUCCUCACCUCGGCGACAAGAAACGGAAAUUCCAGACAAAGUCCAAAAACAACAGCUGGUCUCCCAAGUUCAACGAAACCUUCCAUUUUGUUCUGGGUAACCAAGAUGGCUUUGAGUGCUAUGAGUUGCAAGCCAGCGUCAAAGAUUAUUGUUUUGGCCGUGCCGAUCGAGUGGUGGGUUUGGUUGUGAUACAGUUAAGAGACAUCAUGGAGAAAGGCAACUGCGCCAUGUGGUGCCCUCUGGGACAACGCAUAUACAUGGAUGACACAGGUCUCACCGCCUUGCGAAUCCUCUCUCAAAGGUCCAAUGAUGACGUGGCCAAGGAGUUUGUGAGGUUGAAGUCAGAAACUCGAUCAGCAGAGGAGGGCAGAUGAGGAUACCUGAAGAACGAGAGGGAAAGGCAAUAGGAUGGGACGUCUUCUAAUUUCCUGAAUGAAGGAGGGAUUGCAUGUGACAGAAGGCAGAGAUUUUUCAUUGUAGAUGGCCAUGUGGACUCUUUCUUUGAUAUGUCUUAGCUGCUGUUGACUGUUUGGUGGUGACUUGCCAUUUCUCUUAUGUCACUGUUAUGUUCUCACUCUGGGUAUUUUGGCCAACAGUCACUUUGCAGUGUUCCUCAAACAAUCAUAUUAUUAUUUUAUUAAUAAUAACUGUUCAGCAAAUAGCUGCAUAGCCACCGGCUCACUCAAGCUUCACACUCACCAGCUGUUUCAUAAGUCAGUAACCACUUGAUCAUCUAUUUAACUUUGUUUUUCACCCCUUUGUCAUCGCCUCAAGGGAACAGAUGAUGCCAGGUCCUGCUGAAGGGCCAAACAUGUCUCUGCACCUCCCUGUGUUAUUGUGCAAUAACCCCACCUUACCCCCCCCCCCCCCCCCC
Messenger RNA from Archocentrus centrarchus (flier cichlid), 5811 nucleotides. It is a transcript of the gene unc13bb, whose product is annotated as unc-13 homolog Bb (C. elegans). The coding region runs from base 323 to 5311 and encodes 1662 amino acids. Gene Ontology annotation, cellular component: terminal bouton; plasma membrane; presynaptic membrane. Gene Ontology annotation, molecular function: syntaxin-1 binding; phospholipid binding; diacylglycerol binding. The record is from RefSeq and is a predicted model, not a curated record. NCBI's taxonomy places the organism in Eukaryota, Metazoa, Chordata, Actinopteri, Cichliformes, Cichlidae. The transcript is spliced from 48 exons. Gene Ontology annotation, biological process: synaptic vesicle priming; presynaptic dense core vesicle exocytosis; dense core granule priming.